Molecule: messenger RNA, 1245 nt
Organism: Penicillium canescens
Lineage: Eukaryota; Fungi; Ascomycota; Eurotiomycetes; Eurotiales; Aspergillaceae
Exons: 3
Coding region: 1-1245 (414 amino acids)
Biological process (GO): tricarboxylic acid cycle
Molecular function (GO): acyltransferase activity, acyl groups converted into alkyl on transfer
Source: RefSeq, a predicted model, not a curated record
AUGCCCGCAUCGGAAACUACCAAGACAAAUGUCCACAAUGGCACAUCGAACGGCAAUGGGGUAAAGAUUGAGAAAGGAGACCCCCCUGUCCUGCACGUCGUGGAUAGUCGUACUGGGAAUUACUAUCCCAUUCCCAUUGUCCACAAUGCUAUCAGUGCCAGCGCGUUCAAGCAGGUCAAGGCGCCUGAAAAUCCAGAGCACCCGGAAGAUCAAGUAGAUCAGGGCAUUCGAGUUUUCGAUCCCGGAUUCUCCAAUACUGCCGUCGGCGAAAGCCAGAUCACAUUCAUCGAUGGAUUGAAAGGCACGAUUCAAUAUAGGGGAUAUCCAAUUGCGGACAUUGUCGGCCACAAGAAGUUCAUCGACACGGCCCAUCUUCUCAUCUGGGGGAAUUGGCCCUCUCCGGAUGAAUCUCAGAACCUGCAAAAGAAAUUGAACAACGUCCCAUUAGUUGAUGAGUCUAUUUUCAACGUGAUCCGCUCGUUCCCGCGAAGCUCGUCAAUCAUCGGGAUGAUGAUCGCUGGACUGUCUGCGGUUCAAUCGAGUCAAAUGGAUCGUAUUCCUGCUCAUGUAGCGAAAAACCUGUACCUAGGAAACUUGGAGCUAGUUGACGAGCAGAUCAUUUACCUCAUGGCUACCCUGCCCAUGGUGACAGCGGCUGUCUACUGUCAUCAUCUUGAUCGUCCAUUCACGCCACCAAAGCCUGGUCUGUCGUAUAUUGAAAACUUCCUGCUCAUGAUGGGCCAUGUCGAGACUUCUACCGGCCUGCCCAAUCCGCAGUACGUGGAUCGAAUCGAGCGACUCUGGGUGCUGAUCGCCGAUCACGAGAUGACCUGCUCAACCGCGGCUUUCUUACAGACUGCAUCUUCGCUGCCAGAUGUCUUUUCUUGCAUGAUCUCGGCGAUCUCGGCGCUCUAUGGCCCCCUGCAUGGCGGCGCCAUCGAGGUCGCUUACAAGAACUUUGAGGAGAUUGGAUCUGCAGAAAACGUUGCUGCAAAGAUCGAACGUGUUAAAGCGGGCAAGGAACGACUCUAUGGCUACGGACAUCGUAUCUAUCGAGUGACCGAUCCUCGUUUCACGUUCAUUCGUCAAAUCCUGGACGAGCUGGCGGAGGAAAUCUCCCGCGACCCGGUGCUGCAGAUCGCGUUCGAAGUGGAUCGCGUCGCGUCCCAGGAUGAGUACUUCACGUCGCGGAAAUUGCGGCCGAACGCCGAUCUUUUCGCGGCCCUCGUAUACAAGGCCAUGUAA